Molecule: messenger RNA, 1200 nt
Organism: Eimeria mitis
Lineage: Eukaryota; Apicomplexa; Conoidasida; Eucoccidiorida; Eimeriidae
Exons: 10
Coding region: 1-1200 (399 amino acids)
Biological process (GO): regulation of transcription by RNA polymerase II
Cellular component (GO): nucleus
Molecular function (GO): transcription cis-regulatory region binding
Source: RefSeq, a predicted model, not a curated record
AUGGGGGAGCUUAUAAAGGCGGGGCGUCAGUAUGGGUUAACUGCAGCUCAGCUCGCUCUUACUUGGGUGUACUCGCGGCCCUUUGUAGCCUCCACCAUCAUUGGCCCCAGGACAAUAGGACAGCUGCGAGAAAGUGUGAGGACACAGAACUACGCGUUAGACCCAGCAUUGGAGCAGCAUCUGCAUGAGCUGUAUCUACACUACCCAGCACCCACCAUGGGUGGUCCGCAGCUGCUGAGCCACCUGCCAGACCCAGAGGGAAAGGUGCAGCCCCCUCUCUCUCAAUCAGAUUAUAUGAAAUGGGGAAAGCAACCUAUAUGGAGCGGAGGAACAUACUGGGACAACUGGCAUGAAGUCAGAGGAGCUGCCGGUGCCCUCGAUGACCCCUCUGAUGAAGGUGUUAUUAAUCUACGGCUGUGGAGAGAAAGGCUAGAUGAAGGUCUCCCGGGAGAAUAUUUUGCUGUGAAAGAGCAGAAGUUGUUCGGCUGGGAUACCCACACUGUAGAUGGGGAGUCACUCAGGCCGAUGACACCCGAUGAGAGAAGGGCUGAGCAUCAUAUGGACUGGCACUUGUGCUGGAAGGGCGGAAAGGUUCAACAAGUGCCCACAACUGACGCGAUGAGGGCUUUCUAUGACAACCGGAAAGCUGUAAGCGAAGUGAUUCACAGGAACUUUGAGGCUUUCAAGGAUCUGACUAUACACCGCGAACGGCUGGGGAAACUCGUACCCGAGCUCUGGAACCGGUGGGAUUAUGACCUCAUUGCAAAGAAAUGUCAGGAGAAACAUGGCAUUAACAUCUAUGAUCCAAAGCAUGAAGUCAGAGGAGCUGCCGGUGCCCUCGAUGACCCCUCUGAUGAGGGUGUUAUUAAUCUACGGCUGUGGAGAGAAAGGCUAGAUGAAGGUCUCCCGGGAGAAUAUUUUGCUGUGAAAGAGCAGAAGUUGUUCGGCUGGGAUACCCACACUGUAGAUGGGGAGUCACUCAGGCCGAUGACACCCGAUGAGAGAAGGGCUGAGCAUCAUAUGGACUGGCACUUGUGCUGGAAGGGCGGAAAGGUAUGUGAUUUUAAAGAGAAAUUUGUUUCCACUCAGCAGCAGCAGCAGCAGCAGCAGCAACAGCAGCAGCAACAGCAGCAGCAGGAACAGCAGCAGGAACAGCCGCAGCAACAGCAGCAGCAUCAACAGCAGCAGCAGCGCAAUUAG